Molecule: messenger RNA, 357 nt
Organism: Ascochyta rabiei
Lineage: Eukaryota; Fungi; Ascomycota; Dothideomycetes; Pleosporales; Didymellaceae
Exons: 1
Coding region: 1-357 (118 amino acids)
Source: RefSeq, a predicted model, not a curated record
AUGAUGGGUGACAGUAUCGAAAUCACCGAUCGUGUUGCGGCUGCGCAACCGGGCAUUAUGAUAGUAAGGCCCAGUCUACACAAGCAAACCACGGAGAACGCUGCAAUAUUCAAGAGAUGGACGAUCAUGCAUUUUCGCGACCUGCUCAAUCUCGCCCCUGAAUCUCCAGGUUCCAAAGGCAUAUUUCAAACCUUACGCUAUAGAAGCACCACAGGCGAACUACUCUACACCAUCCACGCCGACGACAUCUCUAUCUGGAAGACCCCUGCAUACUACGCUAUCAGCAGGCGCUUGGAUCUCGAAAACACUCGCAAAAUUGAGGAAGGCGAACAGGCUGUUCUGUCCAAUUCCAAAUAG